UAAUUUUCUUGCUUGUCCAAACAGGAUCUAAUUCGUUCCCACGUCUUCACGCAAUACAUAAGUAGUAGUAAUACAUUUGGAGGCGGACCGUGAAAAGCAUCAAUGGCGAACGAGGAAAAGCCGCUUAGGAAAAUGGCGGAAGCCUUUAAAGAGCUAGCCAACACUUUAAAUUGUCAAACCCUAAAUGAAUCUGCUCAUCUGGAAGUUGCCCCUUUCUCUCGCGCUUGCACUUUGGUUUCCCCUCUCUUUCGAUGCCUAGGCUUCGCCUUCAAGUUUGCCGAGAUCGAUUACGUUGCUAAGGUGGAUGAUCUAGCAGAGGCAUCAAAGUCUAUUACAACGUUGCACACGAUGAUGGAGCAAGAUGUUCAAGCAAACUGUGUGAGAAGGGCCGGUAGUCAUACAAGGAACUUGUUAAGAGUUAAGCGAGGGCUGGAUAUGGUUAAGGUUUUAUUCGAGCAGAUUAUAGCCACAGAGGUGACUUCCCUGAGGGAUCCAGCAUCAAAAGCAUAUACACAAGUGUUUGCUCCAUAUCAUGCAUGGGCAAUCAGGAAAGCCGUGUCUGCGGGAAUGUAUGCCCUUCCCACCCGGCAACAGCUGAUGAUCAAGCUUAAUGAAGAUGAAGACUCGGCAAGAACGCAGAUGCAAAAUUACGUUGCCGCGUGUGAUACAGUCAUCACGUACAUUGACAAACUCUUCAUCUCAAGAGAUUUGGGUAUUGACUGGUGACCGUGAACUGGAUGACAAAACAUCCAUUCGUUUAUCGUAAUUCACCUCAAAUACUAUUUAUGUUAUGUAUAAUCAUGUGAAGCAUUUGCCAUUGGUCCCAAAUAUUUGCUGUAACUAACUUGUCUUUAAUAGCUAACAUGGAAAUGAAGAAAUGCUCUAGAGUCGAGGGUAUCUGCCAGCAACCGGUUCCAGGUUGAGGUUGACCUCAUCAUUUGAGGGAAAAAAAACGAAAAUAUGUACCGAGUAUAUAGAAUGACAAACUUAUUUACCAAUUCCAAUAGUUUUUGCCAUGUUAUAAAACCUGGAGGUCUCAGGUUCAUCUCA
Lycium ferocissimum is the source of this 1050-nucleotide messenger RNA. RefSeq names its product accelerated cell death 11. Gene Ontology annotation, cellular component: membrane; cytosol; cytoplasm. Gene Ontology annotation, molecular function: ceramide 1-phosphate transfer activity; ceramide 1-phosphate binding. NCBI's taxonomy places the organism in Eukaryota, Viridiplantae, Streptophyta, Magnoliopsida, Solanales, Solanaceae. The record is from RefSeq and is a predicted model, not a curated record. The coding region runs from base 103 to 726 and encodes 207 amino acids. Gene Ontology annotation, biological process: ceramide transport; intermembrane lipid transfer. The transcript has 5 exons.